Messenger RNA from Corvus hawaiiensis (hawaiian crow), 2004 nucleotides. It is a transcript of the gene TYW2, whose product is annotated as tRNA methyltransferase 12 homolog. Gene Ontology annotation, molecular function: tRNA methyltransferase activity. The transcript is spliced from 5 exons. Bases 100 to 1512 code for a protein of 470 amino acids. The record is from RefSeq and is a predicted model, not a curated record. NCBI's taxonomy places the organism in Eukaryota, Metazoa, Chordata, Aves, Passeriformes, Corvidae. Gene Ontology annotation, cellular component: cytoplasm. Gene Ontology annotation, biological process: tRNA methylation.
GCCCCUGGGAUGCAGCUUCGGGCACCGGCCCCGACGCACAGUCCCUGGCCAGCCUGACACCGCCUGGGGCUUGGCAGGGUGGAAGCCACGGACGUCCCCAUGGCUGUCCCUGCGCUGGCCACGGAGCGGAGGUUCGCCCAGCGCCUCAGGGAAUGCCUGGAAGAGGAGCAGCUCUUGGACGGGCGUUACCAGCUGCAGCAGGGGCCGGGGCGCCGCGUGGCGCUGCCUGUGCUGGAGGAGAAGCUCUCCCAGCUCCGCCUGCCCCCGGAGGUGCCCUGUGAGCGGGUCUGGAUCCAGGGCCCUGUCCCCUCCAGGGCCGCCCGCCGCCGGACGCCUGCCCAGAAGCUGCGGGAUGAGCUGCGGCGGCUGCUGGGCGGCACCUGGUCGGAGGAGCUGGAGCGGGAUGUGCCCCACGCCUGGCAGAGGCACGGGGACCUGGUCCUGCUGAGCGAGGACAGCUUCCAGGCUCCGCCGUGGGAGCGGCUGGGUGAGGGAGAGCAGGGUCUGCCUGCCCCGGUCCUGCCCGCGGGGCUGCUGCCCGCAUUUCCCAGUCUGCCGGGACGGCUGCGUUGCAGGCUCGGCGCUCUGGGAGACGGUCGCCGCAGCUUUGGGGGCCCGGCGGGUGGCCAGGCGAGGACGGGUGAUGCCGGAUGGGAUGCGGACCCCCAGCGUAACCCUGCUGCUGGGCCAGGAUGGCUGGGUGGAGCACGUGGACAACGGGAUCAGGUAGGCAGGAGCCGCAGGAUGCGGCUGGUGUGGGAAGGGACUGCCCUCACCAUCUCGGCGGGGUCUUCCAGGUACACCUUUGACGUGACCAAGUGCAUGUUCUCCCCGGGCAACAUCACAGAGAAGCUGCGUGUGGCCUCACUGCCCUGCUCCGGGGAGGUCCUGGUGGAUCUCUUCGCAGGCAUUGGCUAUUUCACACUGCCAUUCCUGGUUCACGCGGGAGCCGCCUUUGUCCAUGCCUGUGAGUGGAACAGCCAUGCCGUGGAGGCCCUGCACAGGACCCUGGUACUGAACGGGGUGCAAGAUCGCUGCCACAUCCACGCUGGGGACAGCCGGCAGCUGGAGCUGCGGGACGUCGCAGACAGGGUGAACCUGGGGCUGAUUCCCAGCUCGGAGGGAGGCUGGCCGGUGGCCUGCCGCGUCCUGAAGAAGGACACGGGUGGGGUUCUCCACAUCCACCACAAUGUGGAGACUCCCCCCGCGCCGGCCCCGCCGCAGGCCCCGGCCCUGCCGGCUGAGCGGGGCUCUCCAGAGGCAACUGGCUCUGGGGGAGAGGCACAGCACCCAACGGAGGAUGGUGGGAAGGAGAUGCUGGGCGCCAGGCUCAGACCCGAGUGGCAGAGGUGGGCUGAAGCCACGGCCACACGGAUCCAGGGGAUGCUGGCAGAGCUGCAUGGGCGGCCGUGGCGCACCAGCAUCCUGCACAUCGAGGCAGUGAAGUCCUACGCACCACACGUGCAUCACCUCGUGCUGGACCUUGAGUGCCGGCCAGUGCUGCCUGUAUAGUUGGGCAUGGGCACUGCUGGGGCUCCAGCUCCCAUGGAAGGGUGGUAUCAAGCACCAGGGCCAGGGAGAUGCUACCAGCCAUGUCCUGCUGCCAGCCUGGAUGUGCCUUGUGUCCCCUAGUUCCCAGGUGGCAGCACUGCCCAACAGUGCCUCGCCAUGCCCAGGGCAUCCAGGGUUGUGCUCCCAUGGCAGAUCCCUUCAGGAUCCAGACAAGGAUGGAGCGAGCUGGGGCUCAGAGUGCCGGUGUUCUGCCCUGGCUGUGCCAGUUGCUGCCCAGAUCUUGGACACGUGGUAGCACCUUCAGCCCCAUUUUCACACAGGAGAGAUCCACAGGGCUGAGAAGCCUUGGGUUCCUGCUGGGUUCGUUUCAGCAGGUCAGGGACAAGCUUUGUGCUUCUAUUUACCAGCAUGCUUUUUUAAUGUACUGGAAACAAGUCUGUUCAUCUCGUUUUCCUUGUAUCUUUUUUACAGAAAUAAGGAUGUUUCUCACUA